CCGCCGCCCGCCGCCCGCGCCGGGAGCCGCCCGAAGAUGCCUCGCUGCAGCCUGCACGCGGCGGCCGUGCUGCUGCUCGUGGUCUUAAAGGAACAGCCUUCCAGCCCAGCUCCGCUCAACGGAUCCAAGUGGACCUAUAUAGGUCCUGACGGGGAGAAGAGCUGGUCCAAGACCUACCCUUCCUGUGGGGGCCUGCUGCAGUCCCCGAUAGACCUGCACGAUGACAUCCUGCGCUACAACGCCAGCCUCGGGCCCCUGGCCUUCCAAGGCUACAACCAGUCUGCCAGUCCGCAAUUUGUCCUCACCAACAAUGGCCACUCAGUGAAGGUGAAACUGCCCAAGGACAUGCAGCUCCGGGGCCUCGGGGCCCGCUACAAUGCCUCGCAGCUGCACCUGCACUGGGGGGACAAGGAUGACCCUCACGGCUCUGAGCACACUGUCAGUGGGAAGCACUUUGCCGCCGAGCUGCAUAUUGUCUAUUACAACUCGGACCGGUACCCCAAUGACAGCGUCGCCAAGGACAAGCCAGAAGGCCUCGCGGUCGUAGCUGUUCUCAUAGAGGUGGGCUCCUCCAAUCCAGCAUAUGACAAGAUCUUCGAUCACCUCACAGCUGUAAAGUACAAAGACCAAGAAGUGUUCAUUCCGGGUUUCAGCAUAGAAGAGCUGCUGCCGGAGAGGCCUGAAGAGUACUACCGCUACAGAGGGUCCCUGACUACACCUCCCUGCUACCCCACUGUGCUCUGGACGGUGUUCCGGAACCCUGUGCAAAUUUCCCAGGAGCAGCUGAUGAAGUUGGAGACAGACCUGUACUGCACGCACAUGGAUGACCCGUCCCCCAGAGAGAUGGUCAACAACUUUCGGCGGGUCCAGAAGUUUGACGAGAGGCUGGUGUACGUCUCCUUCCAACAAGUGCCAGACCCUCCCUGCACAGGACUGAGUCCGGGCAUCGUCCUUUCCGUGGCCUUGGCUUGUGGUCUUGGCAUCUGUAUUGUCCUGGCAGUAUCCAUUUGGCUUUUCAGAAGGAGAAAGAGUAGCCAAAAAGGUGCCAACAAAGGAGUCAUCUACAAACCAGCCAUCAAGCAGGAGACUGAGGCCCAUGCCUGAGGCCCUGGCAUGCCCAGGCACAUCCAAGGGAGGACUUGGCUUUGGACGCAAACUGCUGUGGCUCCUUGGACACUUGACAUACCUGAGGGUUUUCUGGAGUUCAACCCACAAACACCUUAGACCCUUGGGGGACCCUACCAUCCUGCUGUCAUGCCAUCACCUCCAGUGGGAGUGUGGAUGGGAAGAACUCACCAAGAAGGUGGGAACUCUAAGCUGUCUGCUUCAUGUGUGUGGCCUUUCAGUGGUCUGGAUUCUGGGGGCACAAACUGUAUUGCCUGCUGGGGCUGUUACUGGCUGGAAAACACUUUCAUCCGGGGGUUCACGUGAGUGUGGUUUCAAGUGUCUGGGAAUCUGCUUCUUGUCCAUGCUUACAGACGAGAACGUGCGGUCUCUGCUGAAGCUUUGUUUUUGAGGCUCCAUUUCUUUCCUCAGAGAAGGGCUUGUUCAAUUUCCUUCUGCUAUGACAAAACCUUUAGUCUGACCUUACAAUUGAGGGUUGUGGGGCGGGGGGCUGGGAACAGGAAGGGUCAAGGUGUCAGAGACAAAAAGAAAACAAGAAAUAUUCUUCGCAGUACAGUAAACCACUUUCCAAGUCCUGUCCUUCAGAUCAGAUGCACUAACUAAACAGACCUUAGCGAGAGAGAAGAUACAUAAGAUCUGGAAAAGUCUUACUUUGAAAUCAUAUUGGAGAGCUUUCCUUGGUGGGUCAGUGGUUAGGGUCCUCCUUGAAAUGCAGCAGACAUGCGUUCGAGCCCUGCUCAGGGAACUAAGAUCCCACAUGCCUAGGACCAGCGAAGCCUUCAUACUGCAACUACUGAGUCUUCUUGCCACGCAAGGAAAGAUCCUGCAUGAUGUGAUGAAGAUCCCACGUGCUACAACUAGGACCUGACACAGCCAAAUAAAUUAAUAAAUAUUUUAAAAAGAAGAAAAGAAAUCAUAUUAGAAUCAGAAGUUGCAUGUGAAGCUGUGAAGUGUGAGGAGGACGGAAUAUUAAGCCCAACCCAACCUCCUGUCAGGGGCAUCUUUCUGUUUUGUACUCUACAGAUUUUAUAAAUAAUUAGGCUGUUCCUUGAAAAUGUGUUAUUGCCUUCUCUCUCCUAGAGGAGACAUGAAUUCUGAGAUGACCUCAGCUGCUUUUGUAUAUAGAGGAAACAGAAGCAAAAUGGUUGAAGAUCUUUGUCUCUUUUGCCCAAAUUUCCUUUCUUCUGCCUUUGCGGUGUCCCUGCUGUCAAUCUUGAAUUGGGACCUACCUACUUCUCUGACUUGAAGGAUGUCGAGUCAUGGCUGAAUUACAAUAUAUUUUCAAACUAUGAAAACGGGAAGUUACUUGUGCAGGGGCUGGCAUCAUGGUAUUCAGGGGCCAGAAAUAAUGGAAUGUUAACAAAGAUCCUUCAUGGUCUUCCCUGCCAAGUGACAAAGACAGUUUCUGAGACAACUUAACUCCUUCAUUCUCCUCCCAUUGACCAAAGAGCCCUGUGGAGAUCAGUCUGUUCCGUGACUGAGGAGGAGACCCCCACCAACCUCUCCUGGCUGGAACCUUGCAGUUCACAGAGAACCUUAUGGUUCUCACUCUCACUGUGACAGCAUGGGGUGCUCUCUUGAGCACGUCUAAAGUGAGGUUUUAGAAGUGAGGUUAAAAGCAUUACUGUUGGCAAAGCAACAGUGGUUUGCAGUUCCCUGUCUAGGUGACAGGUUUCUUUAGCAUGUCUUUUUCCCUCUCCUUCUCCCUCUGAGAAAUCACCCUUGUCUACUGUCAUAACUUGUAGUAGUGAUGCUAGGCAGAGUUACAGGGGACUCGAUGGAGACUCAGACAUUUGUGUCUACAGGAGAUGCCUGACUCCCCUGGAGCCUGGCAUGGCAUCUGGCCUUGCCAUCAGCAUGCCGGCCUGAUGCUGAUCACAUGGCAGCAGGGACAGCCCUCAGGGCUGAGCAGUGGGAGUCAGAUGAUGCUUUCCUGGCCUCCGCCCACUGCCUCCGAUCAGAAGCCGACAGAAACCACUCCAGGGCCGUGGGGCUGUAUUUCAAAGAGCUUUCUACAGCUUUUUUGGACACAUUCUGUGAGAGAACAGAGAAGUCACUGUACCUGGCACAAUGGCUGCUGAUAAAAACGGAGAGUUACGGGGGUGGUGAAAACAGCACGGCCCAGGCUCUGGGACCUCUUGGCUCACAUAAAGCAAAGCCAGGCAGAGGGCGCCAGGAAUUAGCACUGUGGCCCUCCCUGCUAAUCCGCGUGGGACUCCUGAAGACCCAGCCCUGCAAUGGGGAAGGCUUCCCUCAGGUUCUCCCUCCCUCUCUGACACCAGCUGCCUCUACAGGAAAGAGGUGCGGUGGUACUGAUGCUACUCUGCCUCCCACUCACCCUGGGAGGGCCUGGCACUGUGCUGGGCACACAGCAGGUGGAGGGGAUAAAACCAGGCCCCGGCUGCAGCGGAGAUGCAGGCAAGGCUCUGGCUUCUUUGCCUCUCUGUAGUGGAAGGUCUUCAGUCCCUCUGCUCUGUUCUUUAGUGUCAAAUGAUGAUGAUAACAAUAAAAACCUGUACCUGUUUCCUUAACAGACAUGCUAGGACUUUGCUGCGUUGACUCUUGAUCCCAUUAUUGGUUCCACCUUAAAGUCUCCUCCCCUUCACUCAGCUCCCUGAAGGCCUCCUCCUGGCCCUUGGGAAGCCCCAGGGAUGGGCACCACCUCUGUCCCUGUGGACCACUGGCCACCGUGAUGAUGGUCCAUUUAGGACUUCUGUAUUUUCUGUAAGAAUGACUGUAAUGAAGACAUACAAAUAUGAGAAAUUAUAAAUAAAAUGUUUUUU
Messenger RNA from Dama dama (fallow deer), 3908 nucleotides. RefSeq names its product carbonic anhydrase 12 (gene CA12). The coding region runs from base 37 to 1104 and encodes 355 amino acids. The transcript has 11 exons. Gene Ontology annotation, molecular function: zinc ion binding; carbonate dehydratase activity. Lineage: Eukaryota; Metazoa; Chordata; Mammalia; Artiodactyla; Cervidae. The record is from RefSeq and is a predicted model, not a curated record. Gene Ontology annotation, cellular component: plasma membrane.